AUGUUUCUCGAGCGUCUACAGGCGCCCCCCGCUGCGGUGGCGGGGGCACUGUUUGGGCUGGCGCUGAUGCUGCUGGUCGAUGGCAUCAUCACGGCGCAAAGUGAGGCGAACGUGACGCACCACACCUCCUUUAUUCUGCUUAUGCCCGCCAUUUUCUCCCUAGUUGGCUUCCUUGCGAUGAUCCUCGUCUCCCCUGUUGAGGUCAAAAACGAUGUACUGAGGGCCAAAGCCGUGCUUUUCAUUGGAUGGAUUCUGUGCUUUGGCUCCGCCGUCGGCGCCCUUGUGCUGUGCAAGUUGAAGUUCACGGGGUUGCAGGAGCGUAGACGCUCCGUUCCGGGGGUGGCGCUGGUGGGAUUCACCAGCCUUAUGCCGCUCACCGGCUCCAUUCUUUGGUGGGGCAGGCAGUCCUCGCUGGACGACUAUUAA
This is a messenger RNA of Trypanosoma conorhini, 426 nucleotides long. RefSeq lists its product as uncharacterized. NCBI's taxonomy places the organism in Eukaryota, Euglenozoa, Kinetoplastea, Trypanosomatida, Trypanosomatidae. Bases 1 to 426 code for a protein of 141 amino acids. The transcript has a single exon. The record is from RefSeq and is a predicted model, not a curated record. Gene Ontology annotation, biological process: late endosome to vacuole transport via multivesicular body sorting pathway; protein targeting to vacuole.